AUGGCAGAACCAGUCUCCGUCCUGUUCGUUUGCCUCGGGAACAUAUGCCGGUCCCCAAUGGCUGAAGGAGUCUUCCGCAAUCUCACAAACUUCAAUACCCCUGAACAGCAUCCCCUCAUAUCUCGCAUCGACAGCUGUGGCACGGGUGCAUAUCAUAGCGGCGAUGGUCCAGAUCCUCGGACGAUGUCUGUGCUUGCUGAGAAUGGUCUGAAGGGGUACAAGCACCAAGCGAGGAAGAUACAGCCGGAAGACUUUGCGGACUUUGACUAUGUGAUUGCCAUGGAUGCAAGCAACCUGGCAGACUUGAAGGCUUUUGGGAGACGGAGCAAGAAAGUGGAUGCAGAUGGUUGGGAGCGCAAGGUGAGGCUUUUUGGAGAGUUUGGGGGGCAGGAUAAGAGGGAAGAAGUGGGUGAUCCAUACUAUGGCGGGCGAGACGGUUUCGAGAUUGCCUAUGAGCAGGUGACGAGGUGUGGACAAGGAUUGCUGAAGGAGAUAGAGGAACGGGGGGUAAAGUGA
Messenger RNA from Ramularia collo-cygni, 516 nucleotides. Its product is annotated as related to LTP1-protein-tyrosine-phosphatase. Gene Ontology annotation, biological process: protein dephosphorylation. Gene Ontology annotation, molecular function: protein tyrosine phosphatase activity. The record is from RefSeq and is a predicted model, not a curated record. Lineage: Eukaryota; Fungi; Ascomycota; Dothideomycetes; Mycosphaerellales; Mycosphaerellaceae. The coding region runs from base 1 to 516 and encodes 171 amino acids. The transcript has a single exon.